Messenger RNA from Meloidogyne enterolobii, 570 nucleotides. The record is from the annotation of a GenBank genome assembly. Lineage: Eukaryota; Metazoa; Nematoda; Chromadorea; Rhabditida; Meloidogynidae.
GAAAAAUUAAAUGAACGUUUGGCCAAAAUGUCUACUGGUGUAGCGCUUCUUAAAGUUGGUGGUUCAAGUGAAGUUGAGGUUAAUGAAAAGAAGGAUCGCGUGACUGAUGCUUUGUGUGCUACUCGCGCAGCUGUUGAGGAAGGAAUUGUUCCAGGAGGCGGUGUUGCUUUGCUUCGUGCACUUAAAAAGUUGGACGAUAUUAAGGCUCCCAAUGAUGACCAGUUAAAAGGAAUAAAAAUUGUUCAAAAAGCUGUUCGCCAACCCAUUGCUACUAUUGUUGCUAAUUCCGGACUUGAACCUUCAGGGAUUGUAGAGAAGAUUCUUGCUAAUUCAAACAUCAACUUUGGUUAUGAUGCAAUGAAGGAUUCCUUUGUUGAUAUGCUUGAAGCUGGCAUUAUUGAUCCAACAAAGGUCAUCAGAACGGCUCUUCAAGAUGCUGCUGGUGUCGCCUCAUUGUUAUCUACCACUGAAUGUGUUAUCACGGAAGUGCCUAAAGAAGAACCGGCAAUGCCUGCUGGUGGCGGAAUGGGAGGCAUGGGUGGAAUGGGAGGCAUGGGCGGAAUGUACUGA